Linnemannia hyalina is the source of this 225-nucleotide messenger RNA. The record is from the annotation of a GenBank genome assembly. NCBI's taxonomy places the organism in Eukaryota, Fungi, Mortierellomycota, Mortierellomycetes, Mortierellales, Mortierellaceae.
AUGAACCCCACCGCGACAACAACCACCAGCAGUUACAGCAGUUUCAGAACCGACCUGUACAAGGAUGUGAACACCUUAAUAGAGGAACGUAACCAGAUCAAGAUCGGUUAUACAGUCCUCGAGAGGGAGACUUCAGCCCUCAAACAACAGGUCGCCAACUUUGAGAAGAUGGAGCAACAGCGUCAGAGGGCCGAGGAGGACAAACGCAAGGUUGCGCCUGCUUAG